AUGGUUCAUCUUGGUCCUAAACCUCCACAGCAUAGGAAAGGGACAUUUACUGAUGUUUCUCCUGCAUUGAUGUCGACGUUGAAGGAGUUGGAGUCUCAGUUCACUGUUUCUGGCGAAACUUUGAGGAAAAUUGUUGAUCACUUUAUUACCGAAUUAGAUAAAGGAUUAUCCAAAAAAGGUGGUAAUAUUCCAAUGAUUCCAGGUUGGGUUAUGGAUUUCCCAACCGGUAAGGAGACUGGUGAUUAUUUAGCCAUUGAUUUGGGUGGAACUAAUUUAAGAGUUGUUUUAGUCAGAUUGGGAGGCAAUAGAGAUUUUGAUACUACUCAGUCGAAAUUCGCAUUGCCCUCCCAUAUGAGAACUGCAACAAGUGAAGAGUUGUGGUCAUUUAUUGCCGAUUGCUUGAAAAAGUUCUAUGAUGAGGAGUUCCCUGAUGGAGUUAAAGAACCAUUACCCUUGGGCUUUACAUUUAGUUAUCCUGCUAGUCAAGAUCGUAUUUCACAAGCUGUUUUGCAAAGAUGGACAAAAGGUUGGUCAAUUGACGGUGUUGAAGGCAAAGACGUUGUUCCCAUGUUACAAAGUGCUAUUGAGAAAGUCGGCGUGCCUAUAGAGCUUGUAGCUGUUAUUAACGAUACAACAGGAACAUUGGUUGCAUCAAGCUAUUGUGACCCUGAGGCCAAAUUGGGGUUGAUUUUUGGAACGGGUGUCAAUGGUGCAUAUUUCGAUGUUGUUGGCGAUAUUCCCAAAUUAGAAGGCAAAACUGCAGAAGAUGUUACGCCAGAUACUCCAAUGGCCAUCAAUUGUGAAUAUGGUUCAUUUGAUAAUGAAAAGGUGAUUUUACCAAGAAACAAGUACGAUAUCAUAAUUGAUGAAGAGUCUCCAAGACCAGGUCAGCAGACGUUUGAAAAAAUGAAUUCUGGCUAUUAUUUGGGUGAACUCUUGAGAUUGAUACUUGUUGAGUUGGCCGAGAAUAAGAAGUUGAUAUUUCAAAAUCAAGAUUUGACCAAAUUGAAGCAGCCAUUUGUUCUUGACACUUCGUUCCCAGCAAGAAUUGAAGAAGAUCCAUUUGAAAAUUUGUCUGAUGUGCAAGAAUUGUUUUACGAUUAUUUGAAAAUUGAAACCACUGUACCUGAACGUAAAGUAAUCCGCCGUAUUUCAGAGAUGAUUGGUGAGAGAUCGGCAAGGUUGUCUGUUUGUGGUAUUGCAGCAAUCUGUAAAAAGAGAGGAUACAAAACUGCUCAUUGUGCAGCUGACGGUUCUGUUUACCAAAAGUAUCCUGGUUUCAAAGCUAGAGCGGCAAAGAGUUUGAGAGAUAUUUUUGAAUGGCCAGCCGAUUUAGAAGAUCCGAUAAUUAUUGUACCAGCAGAAGAUGGAAGUGGAGUCGGUGCAGCUAUUAUCGCUGCUUUGACAAAGAAAAGAUUGAAGGAAGGAAAAUCAGUUGGUAUAAAAGCAUAA
This is a messenger RNA of Lodderomyces oxycetoniae, 1452 nucleotides long. It is a transcript of the gene HXK2, whose product is annotated as hexokinase 2. The transcript has a single exon. The record is from RefSeq and is a predicted model, not a curated record. Gene Ontology annotation, cellular component: mitochondrion; cytosol. NCBI's taxonomy places the organism in Eukaryota, Fungi, Ascomycota, Pichiomycetes, Serinales, Debaryomycetaceae. Gene Ontology annotation, molecular function: glucokinase activity; ATP binding; D-glucose binding. Gene Ontology annotation, biological process: intracellular glucose homeostasis; glycolytic process; mannose metabolic process. Bases 1 to 1452 code for a protein of 483 amino acids.